CCUAUAUUAGCCAAGAAAGGAGGAAUAACCCAAUAUACUUUGCGGAAAAGGAUUUCCCUGAGCAACAUCUGCAGUUUUUCUUAGUUGUGACAUUUACUUGAUUCUAUAGAAAGAUGCGAUGGUCAUUUCGGAAGGUUGCAUGUUUCACUCUUGCAUGUUUCACUCUUGCGGUUUUCAUGGUCGCAACAUUUUACAUAGUGUGGAGUAUAUAUGGCCUUGAAAAAUAUUUACCUAUAGGAUUUAGAAUAUUUCAAGAAACGUUCACAGAAUCUUCGUUUCUUAAAGGUGACUUGAAGGUACGAAGUGAAAUACAUCAUUCCAAGAAAGUGGAUACGUUGUUUAACGAAUUUGCACAAGAUAAUAGAAAUCUCCGAGAUUCGAGAGGAGUAUCAAAAUGGAAAAGCCAACCGUUGCUGGAUAGAUGUGAAGAUUUUUUUACCCAUUGGUUAGCAGCCAAUCCAGAUUGGAAGUUUCAGAAAUUUGGUGAUAAUUUUGAUAAAUCUAUUGUGAAUAAGAAACGGUUUUUCGAGGUCAAGUAUGAUCGGAUCAAGCAAAGAUAUAAACAAAAUAACAUCGAAGGUCCUUUAGUAACCCGAGAAAAUAACAAUACUAUUCAAGAGGAGUACCUACUGGCAAUUAAGGCCACUAUGGACAUCGAGACGAAAAUGGUGGAAACUAUGAGUUUAUUCCGAGUAUAUGGUAAAUGCUUUUUAAAUCAAAAUCAGGAAACAGUUUCCCAUCCAGAAAUAUUCAAAAAAAUGACAGAUAAAUUAUUCCCCUUCCUCAGCGGACAACUCCCAAUAUUUGAGAGAUUUGAUGGGAAAGUGUACAAUGAAGGAUUCCCAGAGAUGCUGAAAUAUGAAAAGAGUCAAGAUAUAUUGUUGAAUUAUAUCCAGAGGAACGUACAAGGUAAGGGGAUACUUGUAUCUGCAACUACGAAACAUGCAAGAGAUUUAAUUAAACUUAUAAGAGUAUUGAGGGCUCAUAAUAAUGAACUACCAAUCCAAAUCGUGCACAAGGGAGAUAUUAGUCAACGGAAUCAACAAUAUCUUCUUGCAGCAGCACAGACUGAAGUUGAUGAUAUGUUGGAUCCAAAACUCUCCACAGAUUACAUGAAUGUUUCCCCUGAACUCGAUUUGAAAGAAGAUUCCAAAAGACGUAACGUAUAUUUCCCUAAGCAAGAUUUAACAUUUGUCAACAUUAAACAAUGCAUUUCAAGGGAAUACAAGUAUAAUUUUCCAGGAUAUGCCAACAAAUUGCUAGCACUUUUCUUUACUUCCUUUAAGGAAGUCUUACUAUUUGAUGCUGAUACUAUCCCUCUUGUGCCCCCUAAAGAAUUUUUCGACUUGGAAGGUUAUAAAGCCAAAUCUGCAUUUUUCUUUAAGGAUAGAACUUUAAAUGAUUUUAAUGAUUAUAUCGAGACGAAUUUUUUCACUAAAUUAUGUCCAACUUUGAAAUCUAACUCUUUGGAUGAUUUAUUUGAUAUUCCUGUCAUUACUGAACACACAUUGAAUAAUGGAUAUAUGACUGGAUGGAGGCAUUUCCAAGAGGCGGGAGUAGUCGCUGUAGAUAAGUCCAAGCAUUUUCUUGGUGUGGCUCUUGCAUCCCCAUUAUCGAUAUGGAAAGAUCCAGUUGUGUCAUCUGUGUGGGGGGACAAGGAAUUGUAUUGGCUAGCAUUAUCUAUCGCUGGAGAUGAAAAUUAUGCAUUUAAUGAACACUAUGCUGCAAGUGUUGGUGUAGCUACCACCAAUCCAAAGUACAAGCAAUACACGAAAUCUAAUGCACAUGAGGUUUGCUCUUCUCAUCCUGGACACAUUAGUAAUGAUGGAAGGCUUUUGUGGAUCAAUUCAGGGUUUAGUUAUUGUAAAAAAAAUGGAAUUUUCAGAGAUAGAAACUUGUUUCCAUAUUCAGCAAUGGAUACUUCUGAGCAAAAAGGGCUAUUUGAUCAGCCAUUGAGAAUUCAACAUGCUUUAGUGCCACCUGGAAUUCCUAGAAUACGAGAACCAGGAAGUCCUAUUGAUGACACCCCAGAAACUGAGUUAUUGCUCAAAUGGAAGUCUCGGCCAAAGGAUGUUGAUGAAAUAAAUAAGGAUGUUAAAUCAGAAGAAGAAAAAAUAUCCCAACUAGAUUCAAAUCCACAAAAAGGUUGGGUAAAGAGCCAAGCGUGUGCUGGUUAUUAUUAUUGUGCGUAUGAUCUUAUUGAUAGUUAUUUCACCGAUAAAGAUGUUGAUAAUGGGGAAUUUUUUGAAUAUGAUGACAAUACUGUCAGUACAAUUGAAUUUUUGGCUAAGGUUUGGAUGACUGGUACCACGAAGACUAAACUUCCUGUAAAGGCCGCAGAACCUGAAACCACACAAGGUAAAGAAAAUGAGGGUACGAAGAAGGAAGGUGGUCUGAUAGAAGGUGAUAAACAAAAGAAGGAUCAUAAUUAAGAAACGGAAUAUCUAUAAGAAAUUAAGGAAGUUCUACAUUCUGGAAAAUUAAAAUAGCAUAUUAUGAUAUAAAAUAUAUAAACGGUUAUUGACU
[Candida] anglica is the source of this 2526-nucleotide messenger RNA. The record is from the annotation of a GenBank genome assembly. NCBI's taxonomy places the organism in Eukaryota, Fungi, Ascomycota, Pichiomycetes, Serinales, Debaryomycetaceae.